Molecule: messenger RNA, 1242 nt
Organism: Cladocopium goreaui
Lineage: Eukaryota; Dinophyceae; Suessiales; Symbiodiniaceae
Source: the annotation of a GenBank genome assembly
AUGGACUGUCACGUCGCGGCGCCACAGGAGAUUGGACCUUUCCUCCUGAACCAAAGUCUGAAGUGGUCCUGGCAUCAUCCGGCAGGACGUUUUCACACCCUGACCUGGGGCACCGCCAUCGACCAUCAGAUGAAUGUCUACCUCUCGGCUGCCGAUGGGCUGCGAAAGUUCGACAAGGAUGGGAAGCAGCUAUGGGAAGUGAAUGUGCUCCCUGCGAAUCUCAUGAACGCCCCUGCCAUUUAUCAAGGCUCCGUCUUUACCAGUGACACCGGCGGUGGGGUGCGAGCGGUGAGCAUGCAGACGGGCAAGCCGGCGUGGUUCACCAACACCUCCAAGGCCAUCUGCCAAGACAACGGAUUUACCAUGGUGCACGAGGGCGUGGUCUUUUCUGCCGGUGAUUGCCGUGCCUUGAACGCCAGCGAUGGAGAGAUUCUGUGGACCUUCGAACCUGACGUGCCAGUGUGGAACUUUCUGGCCUUGUUCCCGGACAAGGAAACGAUGAUUUUCCAAGACAUGACCGGAAAAAUCUACCGCAUGAGUCUGGGCGGCCAAGUGCUGUGGAAGGCCGGCGGCAAGGAGGGCACCUGGACCGACGGCGGCGCGUCGCUGGGCAACGGCAUGGUUUUUGCCGUGAACAACAACCAUCCUUUCUAUAGCAAAGAAUUCUCGGGGGAAGACACGCCUGGUACUUUGAGCGCCUUUGACAUGGACGGACAUCUCAGGUGGCAGGUGACUACUCCACGUCCCCCCAACAAUGCCCCGGCCAUUGGCAAAGUGGCUGGUUGGCCCAGCAUGUCGCUGAUCCUGCCCCUGUGUCAUCAGGGCUGGCCAGGAGCCAGCUGCGAUGUCCAUGCUUACGAUGCCAACACAGGAGGAUUGCGUUGGGUCUUCCAUGGACCUAAACAAACAGGAAAUUUUCAAGCAGGCGACGCUGAAGGUGUGGGCGACCGAUUGAAGUCCGGUUUGCGGCCCAUGUGCCUCCCCAACGGCUGGAGUGCUCCAACGAUCUCUGGAGAUGGAACUGUCUUUGUGGGCAACGAGAUGGGAAACCUCUAUGCUUUGAGAGACCUUGAUGGCGACGGGCGAGUCUUCGGAGACAACGAGGUCUCCUACUUCGACACCCACGGGGCCUUUUCGGGCACCGCCACUCCCGCCUUGGCUGGGAACAUGGUGGCAGCUGCUGCUGGGAUUUCCCAUGGAUGGUCGGAAAAUCGCCACGAACUCGACAAUCCAUGGUUUUAA